GUGAAGUAAUCUUCUGUUUUAGUGUUUACAAAUUAUCUCAAAAAAAUAUUCAUUGUUAUCAAAAAACACAGAGUAAAACCCCAUUAUGGCAAAUAUUGCCGCCGCAAGAAUACAGAGGGAGUUUAAAGAAGUUGUUAAAAGUGAAGAGGUAGCCAAAUGCAGCAUUAAGGUGGAACUAGUUAAUGACUCUUACAGUGAACUGCGAGGAGAAAUAGCUGGACCUCCAGAUACCCCAUAUCAAGGAGGAAACUUUCAUUUGGAGAUAAAAAUUCCAGAAACUUACCCUUUUAAUCCUCCAAAGGUGAAGUUUCUCACAAAGAUUUGGCAUCCAAAUAUCAGUUCAGUGACUGGAGCUAUUUGCUUAGAUAUCUUAAAAGACCAGUGGGCUGCUGCUAUGACCCUCCGGACUGUCCUCCUAUCUCUACAGGCAUUGUUAGCCGCUGCUGAACCUGAUGAUCCACAGGAUGCAGUCGUAGCCAAACAAUAUAAAGAAAAUAAUGAGAUUUUCAAGAAAACUGCUCGACAUUGGACAUACACAUAUGCUGGAGGUCCACAGAGGGAGACUGAUUAUGAAGCUAAGAUACAACAAGUGAUGAAUAUGGGAUUUGAUGAGCACAAGGCAAGGGUAGCACUGUCAUCGCAUAACUGGGACAUAGAAAGAGCAACAGAAUUCUUACUAAGUUAGUAACAUUAACUUAUUAGCUAUUGGAGAAUACAAGAAUGUGAUGAGGAUGCAUGAGUGAGGAGAAACAAGGGCAACAAAACGACAGGAUAAUGACUUUACGAAAGUUAACACUGCUUCUCAAGUCAUCAUUUGUCAUGAAUGUGUAUUGAACGUGAAUUUCACAUCACAUUGUAUAAAUUGAUGACUUUGUUUAUGUGAGAAUGAUAACAGUUAUUUACAGAUAAAAUGUUUACAGUUAAACACUUGUGAUAAGGGACAACCCCCAUUCUUACAUGGUAGGGGUCUAUUUUUAUUAUUAUUAUUAAAUAUUGGAGUUCAUUACAUUUUGAAUGAGAAACUACAAAGAUACUUUCCCAGGUGGUUGACAAACAUAUACAAGUGCAUGUAUUUAAAAUAGUUUAAAAUUUUUAUUCAUGCAUGAUUGUGUCAUACAACUCCAUACUGAAAAAAAAAUAGAUUGCUUAUGUGCAGUGUUUGCAUGCAUGAAUUUCAAUAUAGAUAAGACAAGAUUGUCAUUUGAAAUCAUAACAGUCAGUGCUAAGUGAGCAUCAGGAUCUUCAAAAGACAACUGAAGAGAAAUGUUUGACUCAUCAGGUCUGUGAAAAACCUACAAUCACAACUACAGAUAUCAAAAACAAAAGAUUCAGGGUUUUCCUCGCAUAAUCAGUGGGAUGAAUCUAUUUUCAGCUAGGUAAAGCAAAGGUUAUAGCUUCAGCCUUUGAAGUGAAU
Molecule: messenger RNA, 1414 nt
Organism: Saccostrea echinata
Lineage: Eukaryota; Metazoa; Mollusca; Bivalvia; Ostreida; Ostreidae
Product: ubiquitin-conjugating enzyme E2-22 kDa-like
Exons: 6
Coding region: 86-685 (199 amino acids)
Biological process (GO): proteasome-mediated ubiquitin-dependent protein catabolic process; protein polyubiquitination
Cellular component (GO): nucleus
Molecular function (GO): protein binding; ubiquitin conjugating enzyme activity
Source: RefSeq, a predicted model, not a curated record